UCCACACGAGCAAAGGAGUAUGAGCAAAUGGCGUCUCACAGGUGGAGAUUGUUGCGUCAAAUUUCCGAAAAUAAUGACUGAACUGUCGCAAUAACUAUGAAAUACCCUUGAAACACGAUUUCCACCGAAUGUGAUAAAAAUAUGAAUGAAGCGAGUGGGGGAAAGGAAGAAUCGAAUACACCGACUUGGGACGCACUGUCAAAUAUCCAGACUUCGGGAGUUGGCGGUACGAUGCACCAUCAUCAUUCCCAUCCCCAUCCUCAUCCACAUCCCCAUCCCCAUCCCCAUCUCAUACACCACAAGACGAUGAUGCAGCAGGAGCAGGCAGUUUCUGCUGUUAGCCAGGUAAUCGUACCAACGCCGGUUAAACUACAGGCGCAAACGCUUACGCAAACGGCGGGAAUAGUCGAGCAUCUUCCACCCAUGUCACAUGUACCACAGCAAAUCAUACCAAUGGCACAGGUAGUACUACCAAGUACAUUUCCAGAGCCAGAGCUCAGUGGAGAAUUGCAGCAGCAGGGGUGGAAGCGCUUCUGGUCGAAGCGAGAGAAUCGGCCAUACUUCUGGAAUAAAUUAACAGGGGAAUCCCUGUGGGUGAUGCCCUCGUUGAAACCCCAAUUUGACCCGAUAACAGAUCCCCUGGGUAUCUGUGGAGGGGGACCAGUGGUCCCAGGGAACGGUCCUCUGCCUCCAGGUACGCCAGGUGGACCCCUGAAGCGUCGAGCCUCUGAGGACGGUGGGACAGUGCCAGGGCUGGGUCCAGGUGCGAUAAAAAAAUUUGUCCUGGCAGGUCCCUGGGAUUUGGAGGUCGGCACCAACGUGAUAAUCUAUGAGAGAGCCCAAUCGACGCUCUUCCAGAUCCAUCCGGACGUCGAGGCACUACGUUGCAGCCUCCUGGCGAAGCUGCGCCAGUGCUACCAGGAGCUGUGUCACACCAGGGAGUCCAUAGAUGCCCCAAAGGAUUCAUUUAAUCGAUGGCUGAUGGAAAGAAAGGUCAUCGAUUGUGGCUCUGAUCCCCUCCUCCCCAGCCAGUGUUUCCCAGAAAUUUCUAUGUCGAUGUAUCGAGAGAUAAUGAAUGAUAUCCCCAUUAAAAUAGUUCGGCCAAAGUUCACGGGAGACGCGAGGAAACAGCUGUCGAGAUACGCAGAGGCUGCCAAGAAGAUGAUCGAAUCGAGAGCGGCUUCCUCAGAGAGCAGAAAAGUUGUCAAGUGGAAUGCCGAGGAGACAUUUCAGUGGCUUCGCAAAACCGUAGGGGCAACCUUCGACGACUUCCAGGACAGGCUCUCCCACCUGAAGCACCAGUGCCAGCCCCACCUCACUGAGACCGUCAAAGGCAGUGUCGAGGGUAUUUGCAUGAAGAUUUAUAAUCUCUCUGCUGAGUACGCCAAGAAGGUCAGGGAUAAGAACAAUCAGAUUAUCAAGGACAGUGGGCUGAGUGAUAUUCUCAGGCCUAAUGCUCCUCCUCAGAGAAAGGUCUGGUGCUAUCCCGUACAGUUUGUACUGCCUGCUCCCAGAUUACCCAAUGUCGAGUAUCUCCCUGAGAGGGAGCAGACAAUGCUUCGAUUCCAUGGUGACACCGUCUGCAUCAAUAAUCAUCAUCUUACGAAAUUGGAGCACUUGUACCGGUACAACUGCUUUGACGACAAGAAAUUUGAGAUGUUCUUGCCGAGAGUGUGGUGUGCCUUGAAGAGGUACCAGACGUAUCUGGGGCCGAACGAGGGUCAAGCGACGCAGAUGGCUCUCCCAGUGAGUGUCUUCGAGUGCCUUCAGAGGUCCUUCGGCGUGACAUUCGAGUGUUUCGCUUCGCCUUUCAAUUGCUACUUCAGACAGUACUGCUCAGCCUUUGGGGAUACCGACUCGUACUUCGGUUCGAGAGGACCCUUCCUGGACUUCAGGCCCAUGACUGGCUCCUUCGAGGCGAAUCCACCGUACUGCGAGGAGCUCAUGGAGGCUAUGGUGAAUCAUUUUGAGAGGCUCCUGGCCGAUUCCACAGAACCCCUGUCAUUCAUUGUCUUUCUACCUGAGUGGAGAGAUCCUACGCCUAAUGCUCUAAUCAAGCUCGAGGCCAGUCACUUCAAGAGAAAACAAGUUGUCGUCCCGGCGAUGGAGCACGAGUACCGCCAUGGCUUUCAACAUCUCUUGCCGAAAGCCGAAGUGAAUAUCAGAGCCUCAUACGGUACCCUAGUGGUGUGGCUGCAGAAUGCAGCGGGAACGGCUCGUUGGGGUCCGACAGAGGAGCGGGUGGAGGCUCUCCUGGAGGCAUGGCGACCUGGUCGAGAGCGCGAGAGAGACAGACAAGAGUUGCUCUCCCCACCGAGACCAACGACACACCAGCCAAUACCGUCCACCACCAUCUCUCUCUCAUCCACCUGCACCCCAGCAAUACCAACAACGAUAAAUCCCACGACACCAAUAACAACAGCACCAGUAGCAAUAUCACAAGUGCCCAGCACACCCCCUGUAACUCCCAAUUCAACCCCAACACCAACGAUAACACCUUUGACAGCUGUCACAGCAGCUAAUCCCGUUUGAAAAUACACUAGGAUCUCACUGGUAAGAGUAAUUACAUUUAUUUAGGGUAAUAAAAUCAUUUAUUUUCAGCUCUGAAUAAAUUUUCACUUGUAAAUAAAUCUAUGUAAUAUCAAUUUGGCUCGAACCGAUGUUUAGCAUUUUUUUUUUUUUAUCUUAGUUAUAUGAUUGCACUGAGAGACGAUAAUGAGAAAUUAAUCAAGUAUUUCUUACAUAGUGCCAGAGAAAUGUGUAAAUCUAUCAAUUUUCGUACUAUCGAGAGAUUUUCCCCGCAGAGGAAUAAUUUUUGAUGCAAUAAAAUAUCAUUUUGGGCAAUAUUUCAAUAUUUUUUCAUUCUGCGGAUAAAUUAUUCAGUAGAUGAAUAAUGAAGUGAGAUUUGUCGAAUAAAAAAUAUUUUUAUUCACUGAAUUAUCGAUUUAUUGGAAAAUUUUAAUUUUCUCACUCUAUCAUUUGACUACUGAAUUAUUAUGGAAUGAGGAGUUACAACAAUUGAAAUGUACCUAUUAUAUAGGUAUGGAAAGUGAAAAUCUGUGUGUUUUAAAAAGAAUUUCUUUCAUUAAUUUUUUAUGGAGUAAUGUUAUUUGUUGCUAUGAUGGAUUGAUCUGUUCUUCUUCUCCGAAGAUUAAAUUUCGGGAGGGCAGGUGGGAGAUUGAGAAAUAAAAUUGUAGUAUAUGGAAUAUACUUGCCGUGCAAGGUGAAAUAAAAGUCUAAAGUGGAUGGAGAAGCCAAGUCAUUGAGAUCAUUGGUAGUUUUAGGAUAGUUGUAGGGUGAGAAUGGGUUGAUCAAUGAAUUGAGAUCGAUGCAGAUGCUAAUAAGACAGUGUGCGAUGCCUAAAGUAGAUUAGAUGCGUAAAUGCUGAAAUUUAUUUCGUGUGGUCAUUUUUUAAUCGAAGAGUCUUGUAAAUAAAUUAUAAAAUGUCAAUACAUAGUUUUGUUAUAACGUAUAAAUUUUAAAUCUGCAAUUUCUCACGAAAGCAAUAAACAGAUUAUUUCAAAGAGAGGCAAUAAUUUUCUUUCCAAUAUCCAACAGUCAAAAGUUAUUCAGUCAUUGUCAAUCUCCAUGACAGAGAGCACAAAUAUAUUGGUAAUUAUUGUGCGUUAAAAAACGAUUAAUCUUUGUAAAUAAAAUCAAAGAAUGUAAGAAAUUGUAAAUAUACGUUGUCGAUCGCACGUCACUCUAAUUUUUUUAGUCCAGUGCCAAUUGAGUUACAAUUUUAUGAUAAAUUUAUCAGGACUCGGGAUCCUGUUAUCAGGGAAUUCAUAUAAAUGCUCUCACGCAAGCGCAGCCACUAGAUCCUUGUGAAAUUUCUCGCCUCGUGUUUCCCUGUUCCUCCCUCAUGGGUAUCGCCUCCAAGUCGUGCCCCUAUCGCAUUGGAAAAA
This is a messenger RNA of Fopius arisanus, 3908 nucleotides long. RefSeq names its product Phosphorylated CTD-interacting factor 1 (gene Pcif1). Gene Ontology annotation, cellular component: nucleus. The record is from RefSeq and is a predicted model, not a curated record. The transcript is spliced from 3 exons. Gene Ontology annotation, molecular function: mRNA (2'-O-methyladenosine-N6-)-methyltransferase activity; RNA polymerase II C-terminal domain binding. Lineage: Eukaryota; Metazoa; Arthropoda; Insecta; Hymenoptera; Braconidae. Bases 142 to 2532 code for a protein of 796 amino acids.